Cuculus canorus (common cuckoo) is the source of this 2919-nucleotide messenger RNA. It is a transcript of the gene GRK2, whose product is annotated as G protein-coupled receptor kinase 2. Bases 46 to 2112 code for a protein of 688 amino acids. The record is from RefSeq and is a predicted model, not a curated record. NCBI's taxonomy places the organism in Eukaryota, Metazoa, Chordata, Aves, Cuculiformes, Cuculidae. The transcript is spliced from 21 exons. Gene Ontology annotation, biological process: regulation of signal transduction; regulation of the force of heart contraction; protein phosphorylation. Gene Ontology annotation, molecular function: G protein-coupled receptor kinase activity; ATP binding; G protein-coupled receptor binding.
GUGGGGGCGGUUCCGGUUCCGGCGGGGGGCCGGUCCCGCGGGGCCAUGGCGGACCUGGAGGCGGUGCUGGCGGAUGUCAGUUACCUGAUGGCGAUGGAGCGGAGCCGCGCCGCGCCCGCCGCCCGCGCCUCGCGCCGCCUCGCGCUGCCCGAGCCCAGCAUCCGCAGCGUGAUGCAGAAGUACCUGGAGGACCGCGGCGAGGUGACAUUCGAUAAGAUCUUCACACAGAAGAUCGGGUACCUGCUCUUCCGUGACUUCGCCUAUAACCAGGCAGAGGAGGCCAAACCCCUGAUGGAGUUCUAUGAGGAGAUCAAGAAGUAUGAGAAGCUGGACUCGGAGGAGGAGCGAACCACUCGGAGCCGCCACAUCUUCGACCAUUACAUCAUGAAGGAGCUGCUGGCCUGCUCCCACCCCUUCUCCAAGAGUGCCACAGAGCAUGUCCAGAGCCGCCUGAGCAAGAAGCAGGUGCCCCCGGACCUCUUCCAGCCCUACAUUGAGGAGAUCUGCCAGAACCUGCGUGGGGCCAUCUUCCAGAAAUUCAUCGAGAGUGACAAGUUCACACGGUUCUGCCAGUGGAAGAACGUGGAGCUGAAUAUACAUCUCACCAUGAAUGACUUCAGCGUUCACCGAAUCAUCGGCCGCGGUGGUUUCGGGGAGGUCUAUGGCUGCCGGAAAGCGGAUACAGGCAAAAUGUAUGCCAUGAAGUGCUUGGACAAGAAGCGCAUCAAGAUGAAGCAGGGCGAGACCUUGGCCCUCAACGAGCGCAUUAUGUUGUCCCUCGUCAGCACCGGGGACUGCCCGUUCAUCGUCUGCAUGUCAUACGCCUUCCACACACCCGACAAGCUCAGCUUCAUCCUCGACCUCAUGAAUGGAGGAGACCUGCAUUAUCACUUAUCCCAGCACGGCAUCUUCUCGGAGGCAGAGAUGCGCUUCUAUGCCGCCGAAAUCAUCCUGGGCCUGGAGCACAUGCACAGCCGCUUUGUGGUGUACCGCGACCUCAAGCCGGCAAACAUCCUCCUGGACGAGUUUGGACACGUGCGCAUCUCAGACCUGGGCCUGGCCUGCGACUUCUCCAAGAAGAAGCCCCACGCCAGCGUGGGCACCCAUGGCUACAUGGCUCCCGAGGUGCUGCAGAAAGGGGUGGCCUACGACAGCAGCGCCGACUGGUUCUCGCUGGGCUGCAUGCUCUUCAAGCUGCUGCGGGGGCACAGCCCCUUUCGGCAACACAAGACGAAGGACAAGCACGAGAUCGACCGUAUGACCCUCACCAUGGCUGUGGAGCUGCCGGAUUCCUUCUCCCCGGAGCUGCGCUCGCUGCUGCAAGGGCUGCUGCAGCGUGACGUCAACCGCCGCCUGGGCUGCAUGGGGCGCGGGGCUCAGGAGGUGAAGGAGGAGCCGUUCUUCAAGGGCCUGGACUGGCAGAUGGUUUUCCUGCAGAAGUACCCACCGCCCCUCGUCCCACCCCGCGGUGAGGUCAAUGCUGCCGACGCCUUCGAUAUCGGCUCCUUCGAUGAGGAGGACACCAAAGGCAUCAAGCUGCUUGAGAGUGACCAGGAGCUGUAUCGCAACUUCCCACUCACCAUCUCGGAGCGGUGGCAACAGGAGGUGACCGAGACUGUCUUCGAAGCCGUCAAUGCUGACACCGACAAAUUGGAAGCUCGCAAGAAAGCCAAGAACAAGCAGUUGGGCCACGAGGAGGAGUACGCCCUGGGCAAGGACUGCAUCAUGCAUGGGUACAUGGCCAAGCUGGGCAACCCCUUCCUCACCCAGUGGCAGCGGCGCUACUUCUACCUCUUCCCCAACCGCCUCGAGUGGCGUGGAGAGGGCGAGUCGCCGCAGUCCCUGCUCACCAUGGAGGAGAUCGACUCAGUGGAGGAGACGCAGGUGAAGGAGCGCAAGUGCAUCCUGCUCCGCAUCCGUGGUGGCAAGCAGUUCGUGCUGCAGUGCGAUAGCGACCCGGAGCUGGUGCAGUGGAGGAAAGAGCUGCGGGACGCGCAGCGCCAGGCACAGCAGCUGCUGCAGCGGGUGCCGCUGAUGCAGAACAAGCCCCGCUCGCCCGUGGUGGAGCUCAGCAAAGUGCCGUUCAUCCAGCGCUGCACCAACGGGCUCUGACCCCGUGCCAACGCCUCCCCGCACCGUCCUCCCCUCUUCCCACCCCGCCUCUAAUUUAUUGGGUUGGGUUCCCGCGUGCCCUCGCUCCUUUGUGUCGUCCCUGGGUGCCAGGCACCGGAGGCUGCCCUGUGCCGGUGCGGAGCGGGCAUGGCUGCCAGGUCGCCAGCCCAGAUUCCGGCGCGUAGCUGGUGCUGGGCAUGCAGUUCGGCACCUCUCCCUGGCAUCCCCUUCCCAAUCCUUUACGAACUCUCCGGCUAAAAUGAAGGCAGCCCCCACGUGCCCUCUCCGUGCCUGCCCGCUUCGCUUCGCGUGCCAAACGGGGCCGGGUGAGUGCCAGCUCUGGCCGGGCAGGGAACUGGCCGGCUCUUCUCACCUGGAGCCUUUGCCCACAUCCCUCCAAGCUGGCACAUUCCAACUCGGCUGUGCCCGUCGUUUGGGUGCCAAGUGUGUGGGGGGUGUGUGUGUGUGUGUGUGUGUGUGCGCACGCGUGUGUGUGCCCAGCGGGACCCCCUGUAAAUACUGUGCCAUGGGUCCCCUGUGCCCCCUCCCCGGGCAAAGGGGGCGCCCCUUGCCUCCCCCCCUGCGAGCUGUGGGUCAGCCGACGAGGACGGACCCCCAAAUCACCCUCGUGUGACGCUGGCCCCAGUCCCUGGCUGGUGGGCGUGGGGGGUCCCCCACCCCCUGCCCAUCCGUGGUGGCAUCUGUAAAUAUUGGUGACUUUGCCUCAGGGGGGGCGGGUGGCACCGUGUGACUGAGAUUUUAAUGAGCAGAGAUGGGAGAACGCCAAAAAAAAAGAAAAAAGAGUUU